Molecule: messenger RNA, 1330 nt
Organism: Dendroctonus ponderosae (mountain pine beetle)
Lineage: Eukaryota; Metazoa; Arthropoda; Insecta; Coleoptera; Curculionidae
Gene: Osi20
Exons: 4
Coding region: 447-1217 (256 amino acids)
Source: RefSeq, a predicted model, not a curated record
CAGACGGUAUGGACAGCAAUUCUGUCUAUAAGUGAAGCAACUUAGAAACGAGACCAAGUUAGUAUUGACUACAAGAAAGAGAAACUAAAAAUCAACUUCAGAAUUCACGAAACGUACAAUGGACAAAAUAACGAUGAAUUAUUACCCAAAGACGCACUUCUUUAAAGUUCAUCCAUCAUGGCACCGAUGGCAACCUGAAUUUCGAAUUCUACAUAGGAGCAUCUUUAAAAAGCGAACUGUUGACCGUGCUUAGAAUAUCAACUACUACCGGAUCUAUUUAGCGGAACCCAACCAUCUUUGCUCAGGUAUUCGGUACUCCCUAAUCAUUAUACAAAUCAGCGAAAUGCAAAGUGACCCGGUAUGAUUGUCGUAUAAAACUGCACCCACCGAAUUAAAAAUUCAUUGAUUAGUGUUCUGUCAAUCUGUGAGCAACAACAACAAAAAAAAUGUGGAGGUUGACUUGUGCACUUUUAGCGGCUGUCGUGGCUGUAGGGGCUGCAGAUGUUACACCCCGAUCGGGUGAUCAAUUGGUAUCAGUGGUACUGAGCAAAUGUGGUGAUAUGGGGUGUGUUAAGGGAUACGUUUUGGAAUAUUUGGAUAACAUUUUGGGCCUGCAGUCUGAGGGAAGGAGCGUUCAGAACAUUGACAAUGCCAUCUACAAGCGCGCCGCUCGCGUACUAGAAACCCAAGAGUUUAAGCUGCGAGUUCCAGAAAUCCUCGCUGAGAACACCGACAUUGUUUACAACCCCGCGACCGGCUUGGAUAUUGUAGCUGAUGAAAAUCAAUCCCGAGGAAUUCUGAAGAAGAAGCUGUUGCUUCCAUUCCUGAUCCUCUUCAAACUGAAAACCAAGUUGCUGAUGCCCAUUUUCGUCGCUCUUGCCAGCUUGAAAGCCUUCAAAGCCCUCAUCCUCUCCAAAUUGGCUAUUGUUUUAGUUCUCGGUUUUAUCAUCUACCAAUUGUGCGCCAAAUCAGGAAUGCCUAUGCCAAUGAUGACCAUGGGACCAGCACCCGAACCUCCAGCGUCUUUGUACGGAGCUCCAGCUCCAGGUCCCUCCACAGCUCCUCCAAGUUCAUACGAACCAGGCUGGGAACCCAACACUGGAGGACCCUACCAAAGAGUCUGGUCUGGAUCUAGCAACGAGGCCCAGAACUUGGCCUAUUCGGCUUACUACCCAGGGUCUUCCAGCUCUUCUGGAUCAUCCACUAGUCGCCCAUAAAAAUCUUCCUGGCUGAUUAGAUUCGGCGGAUAUUUAUUUUGUGCAUUGUUAAUUUAUUUGUUUUUAUUAAAGCUUGAUUUUGGAGAAGAACGGUGUUCAAGCAUUUAACUAGA